Mangifera indica (mango) is the source of this 1125-nucleotide messenger RNA. Its product is annotated as ethylene-responsive transcription factor ERF087-like. NCBI's taxonomy places the organism in Eukaryota, Viridiplantae, Streptophyta, Magnoliopsida, Sapindales, Anacardiaceae. The coding region runs from base 1 to 1125 and encodes 374 amino acids. Gene Ontology annotation, molecular function: DNA-binding transcription factor activity; DNA binding. The transcript is spliced from 3 exons. The record is from RefSeq and is a predicted model, not a curated record. Gene Ontology annotation, biological process: regulation of DNA-templated transcription.
AUGGAUUUCAGCAACUUUUCAAAGACAAAUUCACCUUCUUCUUCAACAAAAGCCAGGAGAAAACAAAACCAGCGGCAAAACCAACCACCAAAUGAAACCCGAUUUCUCGGAGUAAGAAGAAGGCCAUGGGGGAGAUAUGCAGCCGAGAUAAGAGACCCCACAACCAAAGAGCGCCACUGGCUCGGCACAUUCGACACUGCAGAAGAAGCCGCCUUGGCUUAUGACAGCGCCGCUCGAUCCAUGCGCGGCUCCAAAGCCCGCACCAAUUUCGUCUACUCAGACUCGCCUGCGGGCUCUUCUGUCACGUCCAUUCUCUCCCCUGAUGAGUCUCAGCACGAUCUCUCUUCACUCUUUCUUCCCCCUAACAACGAAAACAAUAACAGGAGCCAUGGCCAUCUCUUAUUUAACUCUUCUUCUCUAGAAAAUGGAGGGCAGCCGUUUAAUCUCCCAUUCGAGGACGAUCAAUGGCUACAAACCAGCGAGUCUUACAAGCCGAUAACUUGCGUUAUGGACGCUGCGGAAGGGUUUCAUUCGCAGCCGUUUAGAGAAGGCUGCGAGCUGCCACCUUUGCCGCCAGAUGUGUCGUCGGGCUCGAACUACAUGAUGGGAGGAGGGUAUGGCUAUGGGGGGUGGAAUGAGACGUCGACGAGCUUCAUGGCAUAUCAAGGGAAUACGGAGCAAUAUAAUAUCGGGGGUGUUUUUAAAAGCAAUGAAAGUAACGAGGGCUUGUUUGGAAUCGAUUCUAACGAGUUUAUGCAACAUGGAGGCAUGGUUGGGGACCCUGCAGGCCAAGAUGAAUGUCUACUUGAGAAUGCACAAGCAGCACUGUUACAGUUCACAGAACCCUCCAAGCCAGAACUUCAAAGCCUGUCAGUCUCUAAAGCAACCAGAAUUGCAACUGAAACAAAGAUGUCAACGCCAAUGUUUUUUCUGAAGAAACUAUUACCUGAUGUGACUUGUGCUGCUCUGAGUCAUCAGAACACCAGUUUUUGCUCCAUUCAUGGUGCUGCUUUCUCAUCAAGAAAAACAUCCUACCUGGUCAAGGCAGAUGCAGUGCAGCCAUUGUUAAAAACCUUGAGUGAUAUGGAGUCCGGUGUGGCAGAGGCUGCUCUUAUGGGACUUUGA